This is a messenger RNA of Asparagus officinalis (garden asparagus), 2170 nucleotides long. Its product is annotated as protein NRT1/ PTR FAMILY 7.3-like. Gene Ontology annotation, molecular function: transmembrane transporter activity. Lineage: Eukaryota; Viridiplantae; Streptophyta; Magnoliopsida; Asparagales; Asparagaceae. Gene Ontology annotation, biological process: transmembrane transport. The record is from RefSeq and is a predicted model, not a curated record. Gene Ontology annotation, cellular component: membrane.
CCCUUCUCAGCUCUAUAUAAAUCUUCACACCCUUCUCCCCUCCAUUACCAUCUCUCCAUAUUUUCCUUCUCUCUCUCGUCCUCUAAUCUUCUUGUUGUUUGGUAUUGCUCUUAUAUGCAGCUCACACAGUGGCUAGCACUAAGAAAUUCCAAAUGGGAAAGGAAGAACAGCGAGAAACAGAAGCAAUUGAGAUGAAGUUGAGAAGAGCGGGCAGCAUGAAACUAGACAGAGACUCAUGUUGCGAAUGCACUAUGGAUGGGUCCGUGGAUUUCAGGGGGAGGCCUGCAAGCAAAAAGAGGACUGGUGGAUGGCUAACUGGGCUUUUGUUGCUUGUAAAUCAGGGCCUAGCAACGUUAGCGUUUUUUGGAGUCGGCGUGAACCUAGUCCUUUUCCUAACAAGGGUGCUAGAGCAGAACAAUGCAGAUGCAGCCAAUGACGUUAGCAAAUGGACAGGCACGGUCUACAUCUGCUCCCUCAUUGGUGCCUUCCUCAGUGAUUCCUACUGGGGGAGAUACAAGACGUGUGCCAUAUUCCAAGCUAUCUUCGUACUUGGUCUAUCAUUGCUAUCCUUGUCAUCUUACCGCUUCUUGCUCAAACCCUCUGGAUGUGGUGAUGCCCACACAGCAUGCGGGCCCCAUUCGAAAAUUGUGAUUGGUUUGUUCUACUUCUCAAUCUACCUUGUCGCCUUGGGGAAUGGAGGAUACCAGCCAAACAUAGCCACAUUUGGUGCUGACCAGUUUGAUGAGGAGGACCCGAGGGAAGCUCCCUCCAAGAUCUCCUUCUUCAGUUACUUCUAUCUAGCCCUCAACUUGGGCUCCCUUUUCUCCAAUACCUUCUUGGGCUACUUUGAGAAUGAGGGAAUGUGGGCCUUGGGCUUCUGCGCCUCCACAGGCUCGGCCUUUCUUGCCCUUCUCUUGUUCUUGGCUGGUACAAACAGAUACAGACACUUUCAGCCGGUUGGCAACCCCCUUUCCCGGGUGUGCCAGGUGGUUGUAGCGGCCUCUAGGAAAUCGAAGGCAAAGAUUCCUCCUGGCGAUGCUCAAUUUUAUGAGGUGGUUGGACGGGAACUUGACUACGGAAGUCGAAAGCUCCUUCACACUAAAGGAUUCAAGUUCCUGGACCGAGCUGCACUCAUCGACUCUAAUGAUGAUGGUUUUGACCUAAAUGAACAGAAAAAUCCCUGGCAGGUCUGCACAGUAACCCAGGUUGAAGAAGUCAAAUGUGUGCUUCGGCUCCUCCCAAUUUGGCUCUGCACCAUUCUCUACUCCGUGGUCUUCACCCAGAUGGCCUCCCUUUUCGUCGAGCAGGGCGCAGUGAUGAACACAUCCGUUGCAGGUUUCCAAAUCCCUGCAGCAAGCAUGUCAGCCUUUGACAUUCUUAGUGUUGCAUCCUUCAUCUUUUUCUAUCGCAACAUCCUCCAUCCGCUUGUCUGCAGCCUACGAAAGGACUCCAAGGGUCUCACUGAAAUCCAGAGAAUGGGAAUAGGGCUCCUAAUUGCUGUGGCAGAAAACUUGUGUGUAAAGGUUGACCGCGAUGUUCCUAGCAGUCUAAGCAUCUUUUGGCAAAUCCCUCAGUAUGUACUGAUUGGGGCCUCUGAGGUGUUCAUGUAUGUAGGUCAGCUAGAGUUCUUCAAUUCUCAGACACCAGAUGGGCUGAAAAGCUUCGGGAGCGCUCUUUGCAUGACAUCAAUCUCUCUAGGGAACUAUGUGAGCAGUUUAAUCGUGUCGAUAGUAAUGGAUAUCACGGCAAAGGGGCACCAGCUUGGAUGGAUACCGAGAAAUCUCAACAAGGGGCAUAUGGACAGGUUCUACUUCUUGCUUGCAGCACUAACCAGUGUAAACUUCCUGGUGUACUUGGUUUGUGCUAGACAGUACAAGUGCAUCAAGUUAGAGGGGAAGUUCAACGAAGAAGAAGAUAAUGAAGAUGAGGAAUACAGUGUGUAAUAAGGGUGCUCCUACAGAGAAGAAGAGGCCACGUAGUUGAGCCUCUUCCUAUUUUGUGUGACCCGAUACUGACCUUGAUGCAAAAGGGCGUCAUUGAUACAGGGAUCAUGAAAGGAUUGGACUAGGGAAGUGCUUCACAUAGUGAAUUGAAUUGUACGGAAAAGCGCAACCCUUGGUGAAUCUUUCUAAUUGGAAGUAAUGUACAAGCUUUAGCAAUUGUCUUUGUA